UAAAUGAUCAAACUCUUAUUAUUAGGUAUAGCAAUAAGUAAUUCAUUAAAAAUAUCUGAAAAUUUCAGUUGGGCAGAUGUAAAUGGCAAGAACUUCUUAACAUACACAAGAAAUUAGAAUUCUCCUCAAUAUUGUAAUGGAGGUUGGGCAUUUGCAGUAACAGGAGCAUUAAGUGAUAGAAUUAAGAUAAAAAGAAAUGCAGCAUUUCCUGAGAUAAUCUUAUCACCUUAAGUAUUAAUAUCAUGUGAUACAAAAUCAAAUGGUUGUAUUUCUGGUUCUGCAUUAAAUGCAUAUUAAUAUAUAAAAGAAAAUUGGAUACCUGAUGAAACAUGCACAAAUUAUGUAGCAAGAAAAGAAGAAUGUAAUGAGAUGGCUCUAUGCAAGAACUGUAAUGAAGAUAUAGGUUGUUGGGCAUAACCUAAUUAUUACAUAUAUACAAUAUCAUCAUAUGGUACUCUACAUGGAGAAAUAGAAAUAAUGUAAGAAAUUAUUAUGAAUGGACCGUAAAUAAAAUAUUUAAAUUAGUGUAUCUUGUCAAGUUGGUUAGACUAACCAUUAUGUAGAAGUUGUUGGUUGGAGAACUAAUUCAUAAUCUACAUUUUGGAUUGUGAAAAAUACUUUAGGUCCAAAAUAUACAAGUUUAUAUGAUAUUCCUAUAGAUGAAAUAUAAGAUUGCAGUUAUGGUGAAGUAUUAGAUACUUGGACAUAAGGAAUAAGAAAUACUACUAAAUUGAACAAAAAUAAUGAACAGAAAAAAGUUAUCUAACGUACAUCUUAUUAUUUAGAAAUGCUUCAAUUUUUAUAAUUAGAUUAAUUAAUAAUAACACCAAUAAAGAAUUUAAAACAAGAUGUACCAACAUAAUUUGAUUGGAGGAAUGUUGACGGAAUUAAUUAUUUAACAAAUAAUAGAAAUUAACAUAUUCCUGUAUAUUGUGGAUCAUGUUGGGCACAUGCAGUCACUUCUUCACUAUCUGAUAGAAUUAAUAUAAAAUUAGGUAAUAAAUAUCCUGUUGUCAUCCUUUCUGUUUAAUCAAUGUUAAAUUGUAUGUCUGGAGGUAGUUGUGGAGGAGGAUUGGCUUAACCUACAUUUAAACAUGCUAAUUUAAAUGGAAUAACUGAAGAACAUUGUCAUACUUAUGAAGCAAUCAAUGGAAAAAGAGUUAGAUGUUCAGAUGAAGAUUAAUGUCAUCAAUGUAAUGAAGAUGGCUGUGAAUCUAUUAAAAAUGCUAAAAGAUACUAUGUCUCAGAAUUUGGAUAUGUUAAGACUGCUAGGGAUAUGAAAAUAGAAAUCUUUAAUAGGGGUCCUAUUGUUUGUGGAGUUUAUGCUACACAAGAAUUAGAUGAUUAUGAAGGUGGAUAUAUCUUCUCAUAAAAAACUAAGAAGACUAUUAUCAAUCACUUUGUAUCUGUUGUUGGUUGGGGUGUUGAAAAUGGCAUUGAGUAUUGGAUUGUCAGAAAUUCUUGGGGUACAUAUUGGGGUGAUAUGGGAUUUGCUAAAAUUAAAAUGCAUUCAGAUAAUCUACUCCUUGAACAUUAUUGUAGUUGGGGAGUUCCAAAAUUAUGAUCAUUUAAAUAUUCGUG
Messenger RNA from Paramecium sonneborni, 1581 nucleotides. NCBI's taxonomy places the organism in Eukaryota, Ciliophora, Oligohymenophorea, Peniculida, Parameciidae. The record is from the annotation of a GenBank genome assembly.